This is a messenger RNA of Esox lucius (northern pike), 2047 nucleotides long. Its product is annotated as zinc finger protein OZF-like. Bases 102 to 1814 code for a protein of 570 amino acids. Lineage: Eukaryota; Metazoa; Chordata; Actinopteri; Esociformes; Esocidae. The record is from RefSeq and is a predicted model, not a curated record. The transcript is spliced from 3 exons.
UAAGCAUUAGUAGUAGAAGAAUUUGCACGUGUACGCCUUGGAGCAGUUGGUUUAAUAGUUUUCAAGACAUCAGGCACCUUUCGUGAAUUACGAACGCUAUAAUGCAGAGGGAGGACAAACUCAGCCUGCUGCUCUCCUUCCACACUGAGCCCAAACAAGAGUCACUGGAUUCUGAUUGUGAAGCUCAGUGGGGAUUGAGGGAUUCAGAGAUGACAUCAGUAAAGCUGGAGGAAAAAAGUCAGAAACUGGGGCGGAAUGUUACCAAUAAUGAUGAAGAGGAGAAGAAUGUGGUUAUCAUUAAUAAUGGAGAGGGAGAUUUACUCACUCAAGAUGGGAUUCCUGAAGUGGAGACACUUGGAGAGAAACAACAGGAAGACCACAAUCAUAAGAAGUCUCACCACUGUCCCCACUGUGAAAAACAUUUCACAUUUCUAUCACUGUUAAAAAUACACAUUAAGAUCCAUACUGGAGAGAAGCCUUACUCCUGUUCUGACUGUGGGAAGUGUUUCUCUCAACUAGGUCACCUUAAAGUUCACCAGCGCAUACAUACUGGUGAAAAGCCUUACUCCUGUUCUGAUUGUGGGAAGUGUUUCUCUGAAUUAGGUAACCUUAAAGUUCACCAGCGCAUACAUAGUGGUGAUAAGCCUUACUCCUGUUCUGACUGUGGGAAGUGUUACUCCCAAUUAGGUUACCUUAAAGUUCACCAGCGCAUACAUACUGGUGAAAUGCCUUACUCCUGUUCUGACUGUGGGAAGUGUUACUCUCAACUAGGUCCCCUUAAAGUUCACCAGCGCAUACAUACUGGUGAAAAGCCUUACUCCUGUUCUGACUGUGGGAAGUGUUUCUCUGAAUUAGGUAGACUUAAAUAUCACCAGCGCAUACAUACUGGUGAAAAGCCUUACUCCUGUUCUGAUUGUGGGAAGUGUUUCUCUGAAUUAGGUAACCUUAAAGUUCACCAGCGCAUACAUACUGGUGAUAAGCCUCACUCCUGUUCUGACUGUGGGAAGUGUUUCUCUGAAUUAGGUAACCUUAAAGUUCACCAGCGCAUACAUACUGGUGAAAAGCCUUACUCCUGUUCUGACUGUGGGAAGUGUUACUCUCAAAUAGGUACCCUUAAAGUUCACCAGCGCAUACAUACUGGUGAACAGCCUUACUCCUGUUCUGACUGUGGGAAGUGUUUCUCUGAAUUAGGUCGCCUUAAAUAUCACCAGCACAUACAUACUGGUGAAAAGCCUUACUCCUGUUCUGACUGUGGGAAGAUUUUCUCUAAAUUAGGUCGCCUUAAAUAUCACCAGUGCAUACAUACUGGUGAUAAGCCUUACUCCUGUUCUGACUGUGGGAAGUGUUUCUCUGAAUUAGGUCACCUUAAAGUUCACCAGCGCAUACAUACUAGUGAUAAGCCUUACUCCUGUUCUGACUGUGGGAAGUGUUACUCCCAAUUACGUUACCUUAAAGUUCACCAGCGCAUACAUACUGGUGAAAAGCCUUACUCCUGUUCUGACUGUGGGAAGUGUUUCUCUGAAUUAGGUAGCCUUAAAUAUCACCAGCGCAUACGUACUGGUGAAAAGCCUUACUCCUGUUCUGAUUGUGGGAAGUGUUUCUCUGUAUUAGGUAACCUUAAAGUUCACCAGCGCAUACAUACUGGUGAUAAGCCUUACUCCUGUUUUGACUGUGGGAAGUGUUUCUCUCAAUUAGGUCACCUUAAAGUUCACCAGCGCAUACAUACUAGUGAUAAGUCUUACUCCUGUUCUGAGUGUGGGAAGUGUUUUACGACAUCAUUUACACUUACUAAACACCAGAGUGCACACAGGUGAGAAACCUUUGAGUGAAAUAAGUAAUCAACUCCUCCGAAAACAUGACUGAUUGGUGGCAAAACACUUGUUGGCAAUCACAGAGGUCAGACGUUUCUUUUUAGUUGGCCACCAGGUUUGCACACAUCUCAGGAGGGAUUUUGUCUCACACCUUUUUGCAGAUCUACGCCUAGUCAUUAAGGUUUCGAGGCUGACGUUUGGCAAUCCGAACCUUCAGCUCCUUCCACAGAUUUUCU